AUGCUCCUGGCUGCUUUGUACUGCCUGCUGUGGACUUUCCAGACCUCUGCUGGCCAUUUCCCUCGAGCCUGCACCUCCUCUAAGAACCUGAUGGAGAAGGAAUGCUGCCCACCAUGGGAGGGUGACGGGAGUCCCUGUGGACAGCUUUCAGGCCGGGGUUCCUGCCAAGACAUCAUUCUGUCCAAGGCACCACUUGGACCUCAGUUCCCCUUCGCAGGGGUGGACGACCGGGAGUCUUGGCCCUCCGUCUUUUAUAAUCGGACCUGCCAGUGCUUUGGCAACUUCAUGGGAUUCAAUUGUGGAAAUUGUAAGUUUGGCUUUUGGGGACCCACCUGCACAGAGAGGCGACUUUUGGUGAGAAGAAACAUCUUUGAUUUGAGUGUCCCAGAGAAGAACAAAUUUCUUGCCUACCUCACUUUAGCGAAACAUACUACCAGCGCAGACUAUGUCAUCCCCACAGGCACCUAUGGCCAAAUGAAUAACGGAUCAACGCCUCUGUUUAAUGACAUCAACGUUUAUGACCUCUUUGUCUGGAUGCAUUAUUAUGUGUCAAGGGACGCACUACUUGGGGGCUCUGAAAUCUGGAGAGACAUUGAUUUUGCUCAUGAAGCACCAGGUUUCCUGCCUUGGCAUCGACUCUUCUUGCUGCUGUGGGAAAAAGAAAUCCAGAAGCUGACAGGGGAUGAGAACUUCACUAUCCCGUACUGGGAUUGGCGAGAUGCAGAAAAUUGUGACAUUUGCACAGAUGAGUACAUGGGAGGGCGCAACCCUGCAAACCCUAAUCUACUCAGCCCAGCAUCCUUCUUCUCCUCUUGGCAGGUCAUCUGCAGCCAAUUGGAGGAGUACAACAGCCGUCACACUUUAUGCAAUGGGACGUCUGAGGGACCGAUACUGCGCAAUCCUGGAAAUCACGACAAAGCCAGGACCCCAAGGCUCCCCUCCUCUGCUGAUGUGGAAUUUUGCCUGAGUUUGACCCAGUAUGAAUCAGGUUCCAUGGAUAAAGCUGCCAACUUCAGCUUUAGAAAUACACUGGAAGGAUUUGCUAGUCCGCUUACUGGGAUAGCAGAUGCCUCCCAAAGCAGUAUGCACAAUGCCUUGCACAUCUACAUGAAUGGAACGAUGUCCCAAGUACCGGGAUCUGCCAACGAUCCCAUUUUCCUUCUUCAUCAUGCAUUUGUUGACAGUAUUUUUGAACAGUGGCUUCGAAGGCACCAUCCUCUUCAAGAAGUUUAUCCAGAAGCCAAUGCACCCAUUGGGCAUAACCGGGAAUCCUACAUGGUUCCUUUUAUACCUCUCUACAGAAAUGGUGAUUUCUUUAUUUCAUCCAGAGAUCUGGGUUAUGACUAUAGCUACCUACAAGAUUCAGGACCAGACAGUUUUCAAGAUUACAUUAAACCCUACUUACAACAAGCAAGUCAGAUCUGGCCAUGGCUCAUUGGGGCAGCCAUGGUAGGGUCUGUCCUCACUGCUGUGCUGGGAGGAGUCACUAGCCUGUUGUGUCAUCGAAAGAGAAAGCAGCUUCCUGAAGAAAAGCAGCCACUCCUUAUGGACAAGGAGGACUACCACAGCUUGUUGUAUCAGAGCCAUUUAUAA
This is a messenger RNA of Lagenorhynchus albirostris (white-beaked dolphin), 1593 nucleotides long. It is a transcript of the gene TYR, whose product is annotated as tyrosinase. The coding region runs from base 1 to 1593 and encodes 530 amino acids. The transcript has 5 exons. Gene Ontology annotation, molecular function: tyrosinase activity. Gene Ontology annotation, biological process: pigmentation; melanin biosynthetic process. The record is from RefSeq and is a predicted model, not a curated record. NCBI's taxonomy places the organism in Eukaryota, Metazoa, Chordata, Mammalia, Artiodactyla, Delphinidae.